Molecule: messenger RNA, 7430 nt
Organism: Chelmon rostratus (copperband butterflyfish)
Lineage: Eukaryota; Metazoa; Chordata; Actinopteri; Chaetodontiformes; Chaetodontidae
Gene: heatr5b
Product: HEAT repeat containing 5B
Exons: 35
Coding region: 89-6325 (2078 amino acids)
Biological process (GO): retrograde transport, endosome to Golgi; endocytosis; intracellular protein localization
Cellular component (GO): Golgi apparatus; endocytic vesicle; membrane
Source: RefSeq, a predicted model, not a curated record
CGACACCACCGAUACCCGUCGUCAUUCAUCCUGGGUUAUCGAAACACAGAGACGGGGUUGGACAGCACCGUGCUAACAGAUCCUCGUCAUGGAGCUAGCUCACAGUCUGCUGCUCAAUGAAGAUGCCUUGGCCCAGAUCACUGAAGCAAAGAGGCCCGUCUUCAUCUUCGAAUGGCUCCGCUUCUUGGACAAAGUGCUUGUGGCUGCAAAUAGGGUGGAUGUGAAGGAGAAGCAGAAGAAGCUUGUGGAGCAGCUAACAGGACUGAUCAGCAGUGCCCCUGGACCACCAACAAGAAAACUACUGGCCAAAAACCUUGCUACCCUCUACAGCAUUGGCGACACCUUCACUGUUUUCCAGACACUGGAUAAAUGCAACGAGAUCAUCAAAAGCAAGGAUGACACACCUGCAUACCUGCCAACAAAACUUGCUGCAGUGGCUUGUGUUGGAGCUUUUUAUGAGAAGAUGGGCAGGAUGCUGGGGAGCUCCUUUCCAGACACCAUUAAUAAUCUUUUGAAAGCAUUAAAGAGUGCAGAGUCCCAAGGCAGAGGAGAGAUCCUUCUCAGCCUGCAGAAAGUGCUCAGCGGACUGGGUGGAGCUGCAGCUUCAUGUCACAGAGAUAUCUACAAGAAUGCCCGCUCUCUACUCACAGACAGGUCCAUGGCUGUACGCUGCGCGGUAGCAAAGUGCCUGUUGGAGCUCCAGAAUGAGGCAGUAUUCAUGUGGACCACAGAACUGGAGAAUGUGGCCACAUUGUGUUUCAAAGCGCUGGAAGGAUCUAACUAUGGGGUUCGAGUGGCAGUGGCCAAGCUGCUGGGCACAGUCAUGGCCACUGCCCUGAUGCCCAAACAAGCAGCUGUGAUGCGUCAGAACGUGAAGCGGGCCACUCUGGAGGAGGUGCUGGAGCUAAUGGCCACAGGUUUCCUGCGUGGUGGAUCUGGCUUUCUGAAGAGCGGAGGGGAGAUGUUGAAGGGGGGAGGCUCUGUCAGCAGGGAGGUGCGGGUGGGCGUCACACAGGCCUACGUUGUGUUUGUGACUACACUUGGUGGUCAGUGGCUGGAGCGCAACUUUGCCACAUUCCUGUCCCACGUUUUGGACCUGGUGUCUCACCCACGGGCCACGCAGACACAUGUUGAGGCUGUGUACUCACGCCGCUGUGUCUCCUUCAUGCUACGUGCCACCCUGGGGGGCUUACUUGGAGAGAAAGCACAAAUCGCAGCCGGCAAAGAAAUCUGCCAAGCCAUCAGCAAGCAAAUGAGGGCUGUGGAGGCAGUUGUGAAUGACAUCAGUGGAGAGAACAAGGCCGGAGCGGCUGAUGUCUCUGCCAGUCAGCAUGUUAUGGUGUGUGCCCUAAAAGAGCUGGGCAGUCUGGUUCAGAGCUUGAGUGCCACAGCUUCACCCCUCAUCCAGGAGCCUUCUAUAGGACUCCUUGAAACUGUCACCUCAGUGCUGCUACACCCUAGCAUGGCGGCACGUUUGGCGGCCGCGUGGUGCUUGCGGUGUGUUGCCGUGGCACUUCCGUAUCAGUUGACCCCACUGCUGGACCGCUGUGCAGAGAGAAUCAACAACCUGAAGAGUUCACCUGAGGCCGUGAGUGGCUACAGCUUUGCAAUGGCUGCUCUGCUGGGAGGCGUACACCAGUGUCCACUCGGCAUCCCCCACUCCAAGGGCAAGUUGGUGGUGAGCAUAGCUGAAGACCUCCUGCGGACAGCUGCUCAGAAUAGCCGACUAUCCCUGCAGCGCACACAGGCUGGAUGGCUGCUGCUGGGUGCCCUCAUGACUCUGGGACCGUCCCUUGUGCGCUAUCACCUUCCCAAGAUGUUGCUGCUGUGGAGGAACGUGUUCCCUCGCUCCCAGAAGGAGCUGGAGGCAGAAAAGGCCAGAGGAGACUCCUUCACCUGGCAGGUCACCCUGGAGGGCCGAGCAGGAGCACUUUGUGCCAUGCGUAGUUUUGUGGCUCACUGUCCCGAGCUGCUCACAGAAGAUGUGAUCCGUAGACUGAUGACUCCCAUUGAAUGUGCCAUGACCAUGAUGUCUCAUGUACCUGCCAUCAUUAAGGUCCAUGGCGCUCACCUGAAAGCAAGUGCAGCAAUGGUGAGGCUCAGGUUGUACGACAUCCUGGCUCUGUUGCCCCCGAAGACCUAUGAAGGCAGCUUCAAUGCCCUCCUGAGGGAGCUGGUGGCAGAGUUCACUUUGACGGACAACUCGGCUAACACUACCACCUCCUUGCUGCGCUCGCUCUGUCACUAUGACGACAGUGUACUCAUGGGUUCCUGGCUACAGGAGACUGACCACAAGUCCAUAGAGGAUCAGCUGCAGCCCAACAGUGCGUCUGGCAGCGGAGCUCUGGAACACGAUCCCUCCUCCAUCUACCUGCGUGUCCCUGUAGGCGAGGCCAUCCCAGGGCCUCUCCCUUUGGGUGUGUCAGUCAUCGAUGCUUCAGUGGCCCUUUUUGGUGUUGUUUUCCCCCACGUGUCCUUUAAACAUCGGCUGCAGAUGCUAGACCACUUUGCAGAGUGUAUAAAGCAGGCCAAAGGAGUUCGGCAACAAGCAGUCCAGCUGAAUAUCUUUACUGCAGUGCUUAGUGCCCUCAAGGGUUUGGCUGAGAACAAGAGUACUUUGGGCCCUGAGGAGGUGCGUAAGUCGGCCUUGGCCCUGGUGAUGGGAGCAUUGGACAAUCCCAACCCCAUCCUGCGCUGUGCUGCCGGAGAGGCUCUGGGCAGGAUGGCUCAGGUGGUGGGAGAGGCUACCUUCAUCGCCAGAAUGGCCCAGACCAGUUUUGACAAACUGAAGUCGGCUCGUGAUGUGGUAUCAAGGACAGGCCAUUCACUGGCUCUUGGCUGUCUGCAUCGAUACGUUGGGGGAAUUGGCUCAGGCCAGCACUUAAAGACCAGUGUCAGCAUCCUAUUAGCUCUGGCCCAGGAUGGAUCCUCUCAUGAGGUCCAGACAUGGGCUUUGCACUCUCUGGCUCUGAUUGUGGAUUCUAGUGGGCCCAUGUACAGAGGCUACGUGGAGCCUACACUGUCCCUGGUACUCACCCUACUCCUCACCGUGCCCCCGUCUCACACAGAGGUGCACCAGUGUUUGGGCCGCUGCCUGGGAGCUCUCAUCACUACUGUGGGACCAGAAUUACAGGGAAAUGGAGCCACUAUCUCCACCAUCCGCUCGUCCUGCCUGGUGGGCUGUGCCAUAAUGCAGGACCACUCUGACUCCCUUGUGCAGGCAGCUGCCAUCUCAUGCUUGCAGCAGCUGCACAUGUUCGCUCCACGCCAUGUCAACCUGUCCAGCCUGGUGCCCUGUCUCUGUGUAAGAUAUAACGAGUUUCAAGCUACUAAUACAGUAGUUAUAGUUUGUUCUUAUAUUUAUCCUAAUUUCCUACUGUACUGUGGGUUGCAGGUGCACCUGUGCAGCUCUCACCUGUUGCUCCGUCGUGCUGCUGUGGCCUGCCUGAGACAGCUCGCUCAGAGAGAGGCUGCAGAGGUCUGCGAGUAUGCCAUGAGCCUGGCGAAGAGAGCAGGAGACAGCAAAGACCCUACAAUCAAUCUGAACAUCACAGAGACCGGUUUGGAGGGCGUUCUUUUUGGCAUGCUGGAUCGGGAGACAGACAGGAAGCUGUGUUCUGAUAUCCAUGACACACUGGGCCACAUGCUGUCAUCGCUUGCUGUGGAAAAGCUUUCUCAUUGGCUGAAACUCUGCAAGGAUGUCCUGGCAGCAACUACAGAUGUAGGAGGAGCCGUUGUAUUCGAGGUGGAGAAGGAUGAGGAAGACUCUGAGAAAAAAGAUGAGAUGGAUGACGACACCAUGUUCACAGGCCUGGGUGAAGAUGACAAAUCCAAGCCCUCCGUGGCGCCGCGCUGGGUGACGAGGGUAUUUGCCGCGGACUGCUUGUGCCGCAUCAUCCUGUUGUGUGAAAAUGACAAAGCACACUUUGACCUGGCAGCUGCCCGCUCUGCACAGGCCAAGAACCCCAAAGGGGAUCAGUUGGUGCUCCAUUUGUCUGACCUCAUCCGUAUGGCCUUCAUGGCGGCCACAGACCACAGUAACCAGCUGCGGAUGGCCGGCCUGCAGGCCCUGGAGGACAUCAUUAAAAAGUUUGCCUCCGUACCAGAGCCAGAGUUCCCAGGGCAUGUUAUCCUGGAACAAUACCAGGCCAAUGUUGGAGCUGCCCUCAGGCCUGCGUUUUCACCUGAUACACCGUCUGACAUAACGGCUAAGGCAUGCCAGGUGUGUAGUACGUGGAUUGGCAGUGGCGUUGUGAGUGACCUCAACGACCUGCGGCGAGUCCAUAACCUGCUUGUGUCAUCGCUGGACAAGGUGCAGGCUGGGAAGGGCUCAUCCAGUCAGCUGUACAGUGAGAGUGCUACCACGAUGGAGAAACUGGCUGUGCUAAAGGCAUGGGCCGAGGUGUAUGUGGUGUCGAUGAAGAUCAAGAAAGAGGCUGAGUCGAAGCCUGCCAGACCAGUCCGAAGUGCAGACGACGACGAGGAUGAGGACGAUCUGGGAGCCGACGUGCUUCCACCUGACAGCCUCAUCACUUUGGUGCAGCCAGAGCUGCCCUCGCUGAGCCGCCUGUGGCUGGCCAUGCUGCGAGACUACGCCCUGCUCACUCUGCCUGCUGAGUUUUCCAGCCAGCUGCCCCCUGACGGCGGCGCGUUUUAUACGCCAGAGACUAUAGACACAGCAAGGCUCCACUAUCGCAGUUCUUGGGCCCCUGUCCUGCAUGCUGUGGCUCUGUGGCUGAGCAGCACUGGGUUUGGAGCUGGUGAAGAGAAAGAGGAGAUCCCCUCAGCUCCCUCCAAGACACCUGCCCUCCCUCAAGGAGCCUCCUUGACCACAAAGACCUUUGAGGAGUCGGUGGAAGACAGGAUGCAUCUAAUGUUGGGUGUCAGUAUAGAGUUUCUUUGCUUCCCCCGGCCCGAGGAGCCCAUUGAACAUGUGAUGUCCUGCCUGCAGGCACUGUUCACUCUGCUAGAAUCUCCAUGUGCAAAGACCCACAUCGCAGAGGACCAGCUGUUGGCAGUGGAGCUCCUGAACGUGCUCCACAGACUGCUGCUGACCCGGGAUCCUCCUGCUGUACAGCUCCAGGUCACUGCUGUCGUACAGGAGACCAUCAGGGCUGCGCAGGACCAUCUGCAGCGACAGAGGACCACCAAGGGCAAAGAGGAAGAAGGCGAGAAAGACUCUCAGCCCAGCCUAGGGGAAGGAGGAGACACAGGAGAGCUCGUCCCUGGCAAGUCUCUGGUGUUCGCCGCCAUGGAGCUGCUCGUGUUCAUCCUGGUCCGCCACUUACCACAGCUUAAUACACGUGUGAAGGAGUCACCCAGCCAUGUGCCACUCAGACCUCAGCGGCUACCCGAAGAAAGUGCACGCCUGGUGGCGAACACAGUUUCCAUCCUGGCAGAACUGCCCUCCCUCUGCUCUCCUGCUGGAGGCAUGACCAUCCUACCUACGGUGCUCUUCCUAAUCACGGGUGUGCUGAGGGAAACUGCAGUUAAGACUGCUGACAACUCGGUGCCUGUGCCCGUGUCAGCCGCCCUGCAGGGCAUCAAGACCAUCAUCACCUCCCCACUGGCCCGGAUGGAGAGCAUGCAGACACAGUGGACUGGCCUCGUGAGGAGCAGCCUGGCGUCUGUACUCGAGCACUCACAGCCAGACGAGUCCAGGCCUGACAUGGAUGAGGUCAGUAUGCUGACAGCCAUCACGCUCUUCCUGCUGUCUGCCAGCAAUGAACUUGUUGGAGUAACAGUCCUACAGAAGGGCUGCAUGGACCGCUUCCGAAAUGCCCUCAACUCUAGUGAUCCCUGGGUCCAGGCACGGUGUUACCAGCUUCUGUUAUCAGUGUUUCAGCACUCCAAUCGUGCCCUGUCUACUCCGUACAUCCACGCUCUGGCUCCACUCAUGGUGCAGAAGCUGAAGGCAGUGGAGCGCAGUCGGCCAGGGACCGCUGUGGAACUGCAGGCUGUGCAGGAGGGAAUCAGGGUCCUGGAGAAUCUGGUCAACAUGGGUGAAGAGCAAAACCGGGUGCAGUUGCUCGCUCUUCUUGUACCAACUCUCAUCUCCUACCUUUUGGAUGAAAAUGCUAUCUCCUCUGCACCCCAAGUCUCCAAGAGCCUGCAUGAUUUUGCCCUUCAGAACUUAAUGCGGAUUGGGCCCCUCUAUCCAGCUGCCUUCAAGAUAGUAAUUGGUGCCGCACCUGAGCUUAAAAUCCGUCUGGAAUCUGCUAUACGGGCCAACCAGGCCAGCAGUAGAGCCAAAGAUGCAGCCAGGCAAGCUCAGCCAACUGUGCAAGCCGCACCAACCAUCAAACUCAAGAAGAGCUUCUUCUGAACUCUCCCAGAAUGCACUGUACACUCUCGCAGCCUAGUUUAAUGUUGUCUUUUUUGGUCCGUUUUGUUUUCUGUCAACAGAGCAGCACCACGUCAUGUCUACAUCAACUGGAGUUUCUUAAGAGUAUUUAUUUAUUCUACAUCUUAUCUUUGUUUCUGAUGGAUGAGAACUCUUGUUGAAGUCAAGGAGGCAAUGCUGUAAAUAUCAUUAAAAAGUAUUUGAAUGUUGACUUUACUAAAAGCUCACUUUAAAAUCUGUAGAAAAUUUUGAUUGUGUGAAUGUAUCAUUUCCGGACUUGAUGCACAUUUAUAAAGGGAUACAGUUUACAUUUCUGUUUUUCUGUAGGUUUCUAUUUAAUUUUUAUUUUUUUGAUCUUGUCCUUUUUGUCUGGUCAUCCUCCGUCACUAUCCAAAAAUCAAUGUUUAUACUGUGCCAUUUUUCUCUGUGAUUUUGCAUCACCAUGAACAUGGCUUAUUCCUUUAGAUUCCAAUCAUGCAUGUUGAAUGGAGUUGGUUCAAUAUGUGGCCUUCUGGUCUGCUGAUUGUUACUGAUGUGAGUUUCUUUAUUUGUUGCUUUUUCUUUUUCUUUUUUUUUUUGAAAAGUUGUUUUGCUCUUACAUUAUGUUGUAUACAUUCCUACUACAUGUUCUUAAACAUAACUGAGAAUUUGCUUUUGAUCAUUAUUUUGAGCCCAGAAGAUUUAGAUUUUAUUAGAACCCUUUGUACAUUUAAUGCAUCGUGCUUUCAAAUUGUUUUUUGGCAGAAAUUGUAUUUCUCACAGAGACAGUUAAAGUCUGCUGAUAAAUCGGGGAAUAUGAUUAACAAGUACAUUAGUUAAUGUGUGUGCUGCAUAUCAUACAGAUGGCUUUCUGCUUAGAAAUGAUUUUUGAUCCAUAUCUGUUUAUGUGUAAUAGCUACAUGAAUGGGUCUGCAUCAGCUACCAUCAUAAAAGUGGCAAAUUUGUUGAAAUGGCCCUAUGUAAUAUUCCACCCUCAUUUCUUUGAGAUGUGAAUAAAGUUGCUUUGACAUCAUGGUGCUACCUGUAUUUGGUUACACAUUUUUACCUAGUUUGGGGAAUAAAUACUGAUGCCGGAUCUGUAACAGAA